CGCGCCCGUGACGGAACGACGGGGCGGGGGGGAAGCGCGACCUCGCCCGCCCGGCCCGGCCCCCGCCCCGCGCUCUGCCGCUCCGCCCCCGCGGGGCGUCCCGGGCCGCUCGUCCCCUCAGUGGCGGCCGCGCGCGGCCCGGGGUCGCCCAGAAACCAAGCAACAACAGCCCUUGGAGAGAGGCUGUUUCUUGACUUCCACAGUGACAAAGACCUGGAGGAAGUUAGUACUUCUGACCCACUCUGCCGUCAUCCUACCGCCCAGCUCAAGACAGCCUAGGCUGGACAUUAGUGCCUCCUCCUUUGUUCCUCUGUGAUCAUCCAGAUUAGCACCUGACUGUUCAUUUUCAAGUCUCACAAACCCAGCCCCCAGAUCUUCAUAUUCCGGUUCUCAGCUGCUCUUAAAGGACAGUGACUUGUUACCACCACAGCAGCAGAGCCUACCAUCCCCAGCAGAUCUCCAGUCAUCUUCUGACAUCACUCCCCUCCCUUGUCUCCCUUUUUGGCCUCCUAAAUGCCCAUCUCGUUGGCCUGGGUUCAGCUGGUGGUAUGGAGGGGUGCUGCCUAGCACUGACGGAGUGUGUGUGACCCAUUGACCCAAUGGACAUCAAAGGCCAGUUUUGGAAUGAUGAUGAUUCGGAGGGAGAUAAUGAAUCAGAGGAAUUUCUGUAUGGAGUUCAGGGGAGCUGUGCAGCUGACCUAUAUCGACACCCACAGCUUGAUGCAGACAUUGAAGCCGUGAAGGAGAUCUACAGUGAGAACUCUGUAUCCGUCAGAGAAUAUGGAACUAUCGAUGACGUGGACAUUGACCUCCACAUCAACAUCAGCUUCCUUGAUGAGGAAGUUUCUACAGCCUGGAAGGUCCUCCGGACAGAACCUAUUGUGUUGAGGCUGCGAUUUUCUCUUUCUCAGUACCUUGAUGGACCAGAACCAUCAAUUGAGGUUUUCCAGCCAUCGAAUAAGGAAGGGUUUGGGCUGGGUCUUCAGUUGAAAAAGAUCCUUGGUAUGUUCACAUCCCAACAAUGGAAACAUCUCAGCAACGAUUUCUUGAAGACCCAGCAGGAGAAGAGGCACAGUUGGUUCAAGGCAACUGGUACCAUCAAGAAGUUCCGAGCUGGCCUCAGCAUCUUCUCACCUAUCCCCAAGUCUCCCAGUUUCCCUAUUAUACAGGACUCCAUGCUGAAAGGCAAACUUGCUGUACCAGAGCUUCGGGUUGGGCGCCUCAUGAACCAUUCCAUCUCCUGUACCAUGAAGAACCCCAAAGUGGAAGUGUUUGGCUACUCUCCCAGCCCCCAGGCAGGUCUCCUGUGCCCCCAGCACUUGGGCUUCCCUCCCCCAGCACGGACCUCUCCUUUGGUCAGUGGUCACUGUAAGAACAUCCCUACUCUGGAAUAUGGAUUUCUUGUCCAGAUCAUGAAGUAUGCAGAGCAGAGAAUUCCAACAUUGAAUGAGUACUGUGUGGUGUGUGAUGAGCAGCAUGUCUUCCAGAAUGGGUCCAUGCUCAAGCCAGCCGUCUGUACUCGUGAACUGUGCGUUUUCUCCUUCUACACACUGGGAGUCAUGUCUGGAGCUGCAGAGGAGGUGGCCACUGGAGCAGAGGUGGUGGAUCUGCUGGUGGCCAUGUGUAGGGCAGCUUUGGAGUCCCCUAGAAAAAGCAUCAUCUUUGAGCCUUAUCCCUCUGUGGUGGACCCCACUGAUCCCAAGACUUUGGCCUUUAACCCUAAGAAGAAGAAUUAUGAACGACUUCAGAAAGCUCUGGAUAGUGUGAUGUCCAUCCGGGAGAUGACCCAGGGAUCAUAUCUGGAAAUCAAGAAGCAGAUGGACAAGCUGGAUCCCCUGGCCCAUCCUCUCCUGCAAUGGAUCAUCUCUAGUAACAGGUCACACAUUGUCAAACUACCUCUCAGCAGGCAGCUGAAGUUCAUGCACACCUCACACCAGUUCCUCCUGCUGAGCAGCCCUCCUGCCAAGGAGGCACGGUUCCGGACUGCCAAGAAACUCUACGGCAGCACUUUUGCCUUCCAUGGGUCCCACAUUGAGAACUGGCAUUCGAUCCUGCGCAAUGGGCUGGUGAAUGCAUCCUACACCAAACUGCAGCUGCAUGGAGCAGCCUAUGGCAAAGGCAUCUACCUGAGCCCCAUCUCCAGUAUUUCCUUUGGAUACUCAGGAAUGGGAAAAGGACAGCACAGGAUGCCCUCCAAGGAUGAGCUGGUCCAGAGAUAUAACAGGAUGAAUACUAUCCCCCAGACCCGAUCCAUUCAGUCAAGGUUCCUGCAAAGUCGGAAUCUAAACUGUAUAGCACUUUGUGAAGUCAUUACAUCUAAAGACCUCCAGAAGCAUGGGAACAUCUGGGUGUGCCCUGUGUCCGACCAUGUCUGCACACGGUUCUUCUUUGUAUAUGAGGAUGGUCAGGUGGGCGAUGCCAACAUUAAUACUCAGGACCCCAAGAUACAGAAGGAAAUCAUGCGUGUGAUCGGAACUCAGGUUUACACAAACUGAGGGGGCCCAGCCCUCGUACCACCCCGUUACCCCAGGAUCCAUCUGCCCUUAUUAAAGGGCUCCGGAGCAGCUGGGGAGGCUGCCCUGAGGAAUCAAGGGAUCAUUACCAAGGGCAGGAAAAGGAUAGAAGAGGCGGCCUUCGUAGUGGAGAUUGACCCAGGAACCACUCCACAUUGGGAUGGCCCAGACUGACCCCUGUCCCUGAUUUUCCCAGUUGACUUCACCCUGUUUGUAAAUAAAACAAUAAAAUGGAA
Messenger RNA from Myotis daubentonii (Daubenton's bat), 2749 nucleotides. It is a transcript of the gene PARP6, whose product is annotated as poly(ADP-ribose) polymerase family member 6. Gene Ontology annotation, molecular function: NAD+ poly-ADP-ribosyltransferase activity. NCBI's taxonomy places the organism in Eukaryota, Metazoa, Chordata, Mammalia, Chiroptera, Vespertilionidae. The record is from RefSeq and is a predicted model, not a curated record.